Priceomyces carsonii is the source of this 1542-nucleotide messenger RNA. RefSeq lists its product as uncharacterized. The transcript has a single exon. NCBI's taxonomy places the organism in Eukaryota, Fungi, Ascomycota, Pichiomycetes, Serinales, Debaryomycetaceae. Bases 1 to 1542 code for a protein of 513 amino acids. The record is from RefSeq and is a predicted model, not a curated record.
AUGACUGUUAUUAGACCAAGGAAACAGGGCAAGAAGUUUCAUGUCUCGAAACCCAAAGGAGGUAGAAAAGGAUAUAGAAAGUAUUUCCAUGAACAACCUUCUAAGAAAAUCGUUUUCGUUGAAGAACCUGAUAGCGAGGGUGACGAAGAAAGCAGUGAAGAAUUAGAAGAAGAAUUGGAGAGAACAUCAACAUCUGACAGUAGUGAUUACUCAAGUGAGGAAGAGUUUAGCGGAGAAGAUGAGGAUUUGGAGGAGGAUUAUGAAAUAUAUUUUGACGGUGGUAGAGAUGCCGAGACUGGCGAAGAAGUUUACUUAGUCAACUUGAGCGACUUAGAGCAGCUUGCAUCUGACGAAGACCUCGAUUUAUCUUCUGAGGAUGAAAUGACUGACUUGAAUGAUGAAUUAGAGGACGCAGUUGAUGUGUUGGAAGCUGAUGGCAAAGUGUAUGACUUGAACGAUGACUUACUCAGGUACUACGACGACGAGGACGAGGAUGAUGAAUAUGAAUCCUACGAUGAACCUGUAGAUAUUUUAGAUAUUGUUGACUUGAAUGACCAAUUACAAGCAGAGUUAAUUGCACAAGGAACGACAGGAGAAUCUUCAUCUUCAUCUUCACUGGAUUCUGAGCUUUCCUACAGUUCUGACGAAGAAUUAUUAAAUGACCAAUUGCAGUUAGAAAACGUGAGACAAAGCUGGCUCGAAGAUUGUGAAGAAUCGAGCUCUUCUAACUCCGAUUCUUCUGUUUCAGAUAUCGACAUGAUCCCAGAAUCAGAACUAGGAUCAGAGCUUUCAGAGUUAGAUGAAACUUCUUCGUCUGAUGAAGAUGGAGUAACUAUUUACGAACACAAAUUUGAUUUACCAGAAAGUUUCCAAAGUGAAAGUGAAAGCGAAUCUGAAUCUGAUAGUGACGAAACUUCUGAUGAAGAAUGUGAUGACGACCAUUGCUUAUUGACGGCAAAUGACUCGGAUGACGAAUUAGAAGUGAUUGACUUGUCAGAUGACUUGGAAAACAGCAAAGACUGCGAGUUAACUCAGAUUGACGACAACAUUUAUAAAUUGAAUCUAAGGAUUCCUUCUAUUGUUAAAGACGAAUUGAAGCUUGAUUUUUUGAAGUCUGAGAACAAAUUGAUCAUAAAAGGAAAAUUAAAUAUCAACAUAGACAGUGACUACGAAUCUGCUGACGAACAAUAUACUGAGUCCGAGUCAGACUCAGAGUCAGACUUAGAUUCCGAAGAUAGCGAAUCUUCUGAAUCAUCAUAUUCUGAUUCCUCAUAUAGCUCCUCUUCAGAUGACGAAGAAAUUCAUGAGGAUUAUCAUUCAUUAGUCAAAGAAUUCAAAAAUCAAGAAAUUCCAUUUGAGAAGCAUUUCACAUUCGAAGAACCUAUUAUUUUCGAAGGUAUUAGAGCUAAAUUUUUAAAAAAUGGCGAAUUAGAAGUAAUCAUUCCUAGUGAAGAAGCUAUUGGUGCGCAAGAUUCCGACAAAGUAGCCAUUGAAAUUGAUUCUGACAGCGAAGAUGACAGUUUCACGGAAGAAAUGGAAUAA